Molecule: messenger RNA, 915 nt
Organism: Psilocybe cubensis
Lineage: Eukaryota; Fungi; Basidiomycota; Agaricomycetes; Agaricales; Agrocybaceae
Exons: 4
Coding region: 1-915 (304 amino acids)
Source: RefSeq, a predicted model, not a curated record
AUGUCUGCCCCUGAAGCCGCUGCCGCUGCCCCCGUCGUUGCCCCCGUUGAGGAAGUCAAGCCUGUAGAGGCUACACCCGCUGUCGAGCCUCCCAAGGCUGAGGAGCCUGCUGUUGCUGCCCCCGUGCGUCUUUUUUCCAUUUUUGCCCCCCCCCCCCCUCUAGCAACCAGCUCACCUGCCUUUCUUUCAAAGGCCGAGACUGCUGCCCCCGCAGAGGCUGAGGCUCCCGCUGUCGCCCCUGCUGCCACCGAGGCUGAGGCUGCUGCCCCUGUUGCUGAGGAGGCCAAGGAGGAGGCUAAGCCUGCCGAAACCGAGGCAAAGAAGGAGGAGAGGCCCAAGAGCCCUAGCUUGCUCUCUAAAUUGCUCGCUCCCUUCAAGAACGACAAGAAGACCAAGGCUCCUAAGAGCCCCAAGAAGGAGAAGAAGGAUAAGGAGGCCGAGGCUGCUGCACCCGCUGCCGCUGCUGAGGAGACUCCCGCUGCCAAAGAGGAGCCUGCUGCUGCAGAGGCCCCUGUUGCUGAGGCACCCAAGGAGGAGGCCGCGGAGCCUGUCAAGGAGACCGAGACCGCCCCUGUCGCUGAGGCUGCCCCCGCUGCCGCUGCUGAGGAGGUCAAGGAGGAGAAGAAGGACGAGAAGAAGGAGGCCAAGGCUGCUAAAGUCGGCCGCCGUCUCUCCGCCCGUGUUGGCGACUUCUUCAAGGCCAAGCCCAAGGCCGCUGAGGUCAACACUCCCGCCAAAGUUGACGAGCACCCCCCCAAGAUCGAUGAGCCCGCCCCCGUGGCUCCUCUCGAGAACCCUGCCACCACUGAGGCUCCUGCUGCUGCUGCCGCUGAGCCCGAAACCAAGACGGAAGAGGCUGCUAAGCCUGUCGAGGCCGCCCCUGCUGCCACCCCUGUUGUGGCUGCUACAGCUUAA